This is a messenger RNA of Sorex araneus (European shrew), 2035 nucleotides long. It is a transcript of the gene IKZF1, whose product is annotated as IKAROS family zinc finger 1. The record is from RefSeq and is a predicted model, not a curated record. Lineage: Eukaryota; Metazoa; Chordata; Mammalia; Eulipotyphla; Soricidae. Gene Ontology annotation, molecular function: DNA-binding transcription factor activity; RNA polymerase II cis-regulatory region sequence-specific DNA binding. Bases 135 to 1745 code for a protein of 536 amino acids. Gene Ontology annotation, biological process: regulation of transcription by RNA polymerase II. The transcript is spliced from 9 exons.
CGCCCGAGCCCCGAGCCCGGCCCCGCCGAGCGCCCGGCGUCCCCGCGCCCCGCGCGUCCCAAGGCUCCCUUCGCACCUACGGAGAAGACUGAGCCCCCAACGCGCGACGCGCCAAGCCACAUAAACUGAGGACAAUGAAUGCUGAGGAGGGUCAAGAUUUGUCCCAAGUUUCAGGGAAAGAAAGUCCUCCAGUAAGUGAUACCCCAGAUGAUGGUGAUGAGCCCAUGCCUAUCCCUGAAGACCUUUCCACCACAUCUGGAGGAACACAGAGCACCAAGAGUGAGAGAGGAGUAGUUACAUAUGGGGCUGAUGGCUUUAGGGAUUUUCAUGCAAUAAUUCCCAAAUCUUUCUCUCCCAGUAAUGUUAAAAUAGAGACUCAGAGUGAUGAAGAGAAUGGGCGUGCCUGUGAAAUGAAUGGGGAAGAAUGUGCUGAGGAUUUACGAAUGCUUGAUGCCUCAGGAGAGAAAAUGAAUGGCUCCCACAGUGGCCAAGGCAGCAAAGCUUUGUCAGGAGCUGGAGGCAUCCGACUUCCUAACGGCAAACUAAAGUGUGAUAUCUGUGGGAUAAUUUGCAUCGGUCCCAAUGUGCUCAUGGUCCACAAAAGAAGCCAUACUGGAGAACGGCCUUUCCAGUGCAACCAGUGUGGGGCCUCUUUCACGCAGAAAGGCAACCUACUACGGCACAUCAAGUUACAUUCUGGGGAGAAGCCUUUCAAGUGCCACCUCUGCAACUAUGCAUGCCGCAGGAGAGAUGCCCUCACCGGCCACUUGAGGACACACUCUGUUGGUAAACCUCACAAAUGUGGAUAUUGUGGCCGAAGCUAUAAGCAGCGAAGCUCUUUAGAGGAACAUAAAGAGCGUUGCCACAACUACUUGCAAAGCAUGGGCCUCCCAGGCACGCUGUACCAAGUCACUAAAGAAGAAACUAAUCACAGUGAAAUGGCAGAAGACUUGUGCAAGAUGGGGUCAGAGAGAUCCCUUGUGCUGGACAGACUAGCAAGUAACGUCGCCAAACGUAAGAGCUCUAUGCCUCAGAAAUUUGUUGGGGACAAGUGCCUCCUAGACAUGCCCUAUGAUGGCAGUGCCAGCUAUGAGAAGGAGAAUGAGCUCAUGCAAACCCAUGUGAUGGACCAAGCCAUCAACAAUGCCAUCAGCUACCUGGGGGCAGAGUCUCUGCGUCCACUGGUACAGACACCGCCUGGAAGCUCUGAGGUGGUCCCGGUUAUCAGUCCAAUAUAUCAACUCCACAAGUCCCACACAGAGGGUCCUCCACGUACCAACCACUCAGCCCAGGACAGCGCUGUGGAAAAUCUGCUGCUUCUCUCCAAAACCAAAUCAGUGUCUUCUGAAAGAGAAGUGUCCCCCAGCAAUAGCUGCCAAGACUCAACAGACACCGAGAGUAAUAACGAGGAGCAACGAAGUGGCCUCAUCUACCUGACCAACCCUCAUUCCCGAAACGGCCUGUCUAUCAAGGAGGAGCACCAGGCCUACGAGAUGCUGCGGGCAGCCUCUGACAGCUCCCAGGAUGCCUUGCGAGUGAUCGGCAUGAGUGGGGAGCAGAUGAAAGUGUACAAAUGUGAACACUGCAGGGUGCUUUUCCUGGACCACGUCAUGUACACCAUCCAUAUGGGUUGCCAUGGUUUCCGAGAUCCUUUUGAGUGCAACAUGUGUGGCUACCACAGCCAGGACAGGUAUGAAUUCUCUUCCCACAUUACCCGAGGGGAGCAUCGCUUCCACAUGAGCUAAACUCCCCUGCACUUCAUAGACCUCUCAGAAAAGCACAAACAGAUGCUUCCUACCAUCGGCCUGAGCAGAGACUGGACACUGGAUGAGAGCCUUGUGCUUUAAUUUCUAAGUGGUUUUUAUUUUAUUUUGUUUCGUUUCAAUUUGUUUGGUGUUUGAUUUUCUUUUAAAAAACAAGGAGACUUUUAUGAUUAGAUGCUAAGUGAUAUUUGGAACCGUCUCAAAUGGUUGUCACUUGAUGUUUCUAUUCACUGCUACCUGAAAUUCCCUCACCUAACAAGCAAGCAUCCCAU